This is a messenger RNA of Zophobas morio, 1339 nucleotides long. Its product is annotated as serine protease inhibitor 3/4-like. Gene Ontology annotation, molecular function: serine-type endopeptidase inhibitor activity. The record is from RefSeq and is a predicted model, not a curated record. Lineage: Eukaryota; Metazoa; Arthropoda; Insecta; Coleoptera; Tenebrionidae. Bases 107 to 1288 code for a protein of 393 amino acids. The transcript is spliced from 5 exons.
UAACAUUGAACACGAGAUUGUAAACACAGUCGUCGCUUAGUUGUGGCCGAAUCGAAGUCGCUUUCUUUGAAACGACUUUAACAAACGAAAAAUUUCCUAAUACAAAAUGCAGCCUUAUUUAUGUCUUUUGCUGUACGUACCCUUGACCUUGGCCACCGAAGCGUCUCUUCGAGAAUUCACCUCUGGCAACAACUUGUUUACCACGUCGCUAUACAAACAAAUCACCAACAACGAAAAAGGUAAUUUCUUAGUAAGCCCGUUAUCCGUGGAAACCAUCCUCGCUCUAACCCAAUCUGGAGCAAGAGAUGCCACCGCCGAAGAAAUCCGAACCGCCCUCCACCUCCCCAACUCCCAGGAAAAAAUAGAAGACGCUGUACGAACCCUGCAGCCACUGUUGCGCAAAACCGACCCCUACACCCUCCAAUCGGCGAACAAAAUCUACAUAAAGAAAAAUUUCGAAAUCCGAGACGAGUUCAAGAAAGUCGCCACUGAUUUCGACGCGGAGUUGGAGAAUAUCGAUUUCGAGCAAAGGGGUGCGGCUGCAGCUACCAUGAAUGGGUGGGUGGAAGGUCGUACCAACAACAAAAUCAAGAACUUGAUCAACGCAGAGGAUUUGGAUGAUCGCACGCGGGCGAUUUUAAUCAACGCUCUGUAUUUCAAAGGGAAUUGGUCGGUUCCGUUUGAAAGGUAUGGUACUUUCGAGCAAGAUUUCUACAAAGGGGGCGAGGAUAAAGUGCAGGUGGAGAUGAUGCAUGAUACGUUGUACCAGAACUACUAUGAAAGUCAAGAAUUGGGUGCUAAGUUCCUGGAAUUGCCGUUUGAAGGGGACGAUGUUACUUUAACCGUGGUACUACCGAACGAACGCAACGGAUUGUCUGCUCUGGAAAGUGGAUUGGACAAGGUUUUUGACGCUCCUUCUUACGACAAGACUAACGUUAGGAUCGUGUUACCCAAAUUCAAAAUCGAGAGUGUGGUUGAUCUGAAAACCAUUCUUCAACAGUUGGGUGUGAACAAAGUUUUCAGGGAUGAUGAAGCCGAUUUGAGUGGAAUUGCAGGAGAGAAGGGAGAUUUGAUUGUUGAUAAGGUACGACAGAAGACUUUUAUUGAUGUUAGUGAAAAUGGGGUGGAGGCUGCAGCUGCCACUUUCGCUGUUGUUGGUGUUCCAUUGAGUGGCACUUACUACGCGGUACCACCCAAGGAAUUCAUAGCCGAUCAUCCCUUCAUCUUCUACAUUAAAGUGAAGGAUUUGGUGAUUUUCGCAGGAAGAGUUGUGGAUCCGAGUCAGUAGAGACCGAUGUUUUCUAGAUAUAUUUUUUUAAUAAAUCCAAACGUACCUUCA